Molecule: messenger RNA, 2612 nt
Organism: Myripristis murdjan (pinecone soldierfish)
Lineage: Eukaryota; Metazoa; Chordata; Actinopteri; Holocentriformes; Holocentridae
Gene: fli1rs
Product: Fli-1 proto-oncogene, ETS transcription factor-related sequence
Exons: 10
Coding region: 476-1855 (459 amino acids)
Biological process (GO): regulation of transcription by RNA polymerase II; cell differentiation
Cellular component (GO): nucleus
Molecular function (GO): sequence-specific DNA binding; DNA-binding transcription factor activity, RNA polymerase II-specific
Source: RefSeq, a predicted model, not a curated record
CCGUUCGUGGUUGUAUGUCGGCUCUAUAAUAACACAACUAACCACCACAUCUUUACACUCAGAUAAAAAACUAUUUGGUGACCGCUGUAGGCGCGUAAAAGAGGACUUCCAAAACACGCGUUUCUUUCUUUUUAAAAAAAAUUUAUAUAGCCUACUUUUUAUUGCUGCGUUUAUUCGGCUUGAUCCCGCAACAAUAUGGGACCGCAAAACAAAACAGCUUGGAUUGUGAGAUGACUGAACUUUUCAAGGGGCUGAUAAAAACUGCGUUUUAAUGAGGAAUUAGAUUUAAUUAAGGAGGAGACAUUACUGGUGCGCACAAGGCAGGUGUCUCUGAAGGCGCCAUGGACCCACUUGGAUACAAUAAGAUCCGUCUUCAGAGAGCAGAGGAUCCAUUUUCAUCAGAUGACUGGAAGCGCUGUCCGUGGUGAGCGAGGACCAGUCCAUAUUUGAGACGCCCUAUCCCGCAGCCCCCGCCAUGCACAUGAAGGCUGACAUGACGUCACCCGGGGGGUUCAGCCAGGCCUCCAAGCACAGCCCCGAGCCCACCGAGCCCGAGUGGGUGGGGUCAGCGGCGCCCGGUUCUGGGAAGAGAGCCGAGCACGUCAACGGGACCAGCCGUGAGUCCCCAGUCGACUGCAGCGUGACCAAGCGCUCCAGACACAUGAGCAGCAACGACGGGGCCCAGAUGGGGUACCAGGCCUCGUACCCCGAGCCCCGUGCCAGCCCCCAGACCUCCACCCCGCCCAGCAACGCCCCCGAGGAGAAGAGGGUCAUCGUGCCGGCAGACCCUGAGGUUUGGACACACGACCACGUGCGGCAGUGGCUGGACUGGGCCAUCAAGGAGUACGUCCUGGAGGAGGUGGACGUCAUGCAGUUCCACGCGCUGGACGGCAAAGCGCUCUGCAAGAUGAGCAAGGAGGACAUGAUGCGCCUCACGUCGGCCUACAACGCAGACAUCCUGCUCUCGCACCUCAAUUACCUCCGGCAGAGCAGCCCCACAUUCUCUUACUCCACAACUCCCACCAGCAACACACCACAACAGCCCAGACUACAGGUGAAAGCAGAGAGCAGCUUUGAAGACAUCAGCCGCAGGAACAGCUGGCCAACGAACACCAUGACUGCAGCACCAAAAGGGUCUUCCAUGGAGCACCAACACAACAGCAGAGUCACAGAGCCGGCUCAGAGGAUUGUGCAAGAUCCGUACCAGACAUUAGGGCCCAUUAGCAGUCGACUAGCCAAUCCAGAAGGCCAAGCCCUCAGCUCAUCCAAGAACCGAGCAGGCAAACAAAGUCCAUACAGGGUCCCUGACCCCAGCGCUCACAGGCCUGUGGGUUCAGGACAGAUCCAGCUGUGGCAGUUCCUGCUGGAGCUGCUGUCUGACAACAACAACGCCGGCAUCAUCACCUGGGAGGGCACCAACGGCGAGUUCAAGAUGACCGACCCCGAUGAGGUGGCCAAGCGCUGGGGCGAACGCAAGAGCAAGCCCAACAUGAACUACGACAAGCUGAGUCGCGCCCUGCGCUACUACUACGACAAGAACAUCAUGACUAAGGUGCACGGCAAGCGCUACGCCUACAAAUUUGACUUCCAGGGAAUCUCGCAGGCGCACCAGAAUCACACAGCAGAGGGGGGGAUUGUUAAGUACCAGACUGAGGUGAAUUACGUCCAGCCCUACCACAGCCACCAGCCCAAAAUGAACUUCAUGGGUGGCCAUCCCGGUCCCAUGCCCAUGUCCCCCGGCAACUUUUUCGGGCCUCCCACCACAUACUGGAACUCAGCCAACAGCCCCAUCUAUUCCGGGCCAGCCAUGCCCAGACAUCCUGCGGCGCACUCCCACCUGAACUCGUACUACUGAGGACGGGACCUCUCACACCGGAACGGGACAAGUUGGGAGGGGUAACCCAACAUCCUACGAGACAUGAGCACAACCCAGCCGGGAUGCAUCUGAUCUGAGUCCUCCCUGAAAUGAAGGUGACAUGACGCUAUGCUCUUUGUUAAAGAUGGCAGUAUUAUGUUGUCACUGUAAUCCUGUCAUUCAGUAAAACGGACAGAGUAAAUUAGCUCCAUGGUGGCGAUGAGUGGAAAAAUACUAUUCUGCUCUUUUUGUGAAUAUACUGCUGAUAUAUUACAGUUAUUCAGUUUGUAGGACACCAAGUUUUUUCAAGUGUUUUCCAAGUUUUUUUCCAGUUGUAAGUAACUUGUUUCAUAGCAACAGUCAUAAAUACUGUGUGUGUAGCAUCAACAUUGCAGUGUUGUUGUGAUGAGGUCACAUUUGCAGUUAUCACAUUAAUUGGCCUCACAUGUGUAAAAGUUUAAUUGUACAGAAUGUUUGAUAUCAUGUAGCAAUAAAACAUUUACUCAUUAAGUAAAGCUAAUAAAUAAUGCUUACACCUGAAAAUGGGCUUGUGACAGUAAUCAUUUACAGAUUGUGAGCAGAAACUUGGCAUUAAACGUGCAUUGACCAAUAAAAAUUAUCGAAUUCCAACACUAGGAAACAUGAUCCCUUAUUUUUAAUGCCUUAAAAUAUUCUUAAUUGGCCCCUGAAAAAAAUUAAGGGGUUUUGUUCAUGGAUUAAGAAAUUUUGAACCUGUUCUUACAAUGCCAUCAUUUUA